CUUCACCUUGCGGAUGUUCUAUGACGGUGUUUUGCAUGCUCUUCUCAGCGUGUACGUUUUUGUCACUGUUGAGCCUCUAUCUACGGAUCUUGCCUAAUGAGCGGUCAAUCAACGUCGCAAACCAUGUCACGGCUGCUUUCGCUGCCCCCUGAACUUCGCAAGCAGAUAUGGGAUCACUUGCUUGCGCCCAACACCACGACCAAACUGGGAGAAAAUGACGACUCCGCCGUGACGGCCGUGUCGAGAACGUGCAGCUCCAUAACGUACUUCAUGUUUGGCAUGCAUCAUGCCCGGCCUCACGAACUGGACGACAGCACGUGCUCCUGUCUCUCACGCUCGUUCUACAUCCACCAUCAUGGCGCCGCUGAGCAAAAGGUGCUCUGCCCGGCGAUAUUACGUGUGAGCAGACAAGUCCACGACGAGGCGCUUCCCUCUCUGUACGAGAGGCGAACGUUCACGGCGGACCCGAACCGGACUUUCAUGUCGCUGUGGGACCGCUCUUGCGAGACGUGGUUCCUCUUCGAUCGCUUCUUGCAGGGUCUGCCAGAGUGCGCUCGCCGUCACGUCCGUAGCAUACGGCUACCGAUGCUUCUCAGCCGGUACGAGGUUCAAGGUGCUCGGCAGGCCUUUUACAGCAUUGCAAGUCGGCUUCCGAACCUGGCGACGGUCGAGAUAGAGUUCUCGCCUUCGGCCGUGCGGGAGACGUGGAUCAUCGACGACGGAGAUGUCGCUGGUGGUGGCGGCGGUAGCAACGCCCAGAUCAUGGGACUGCACGGCUUCUUCGAUGCAAGGUUUGACAGCCAGGAUUACUUUCUCGGCCCCGUGAUGGCCUUCGCGCACACCCGCCUUGUGGUCACGGCCGUGGACAGGCAGGACAUCGCUCGCGCCGUGUUCGAGCGAUUGAAGCCACACAUUGAGAUGCGCGUAUGGAGGCAGCUGCUACCUGCGAGGGUCAAGCGAGAGCAGCGGAAGAUUGCGAGAAUCAAACGGGCGCUCGGUGCAUUGGAGUAUGACGAGGUCGACGCACUCGAGCAGGGGUCACUGUUGGAAGCAGCUUGUGGGCCGGAGCAGAACAAUGCAACCCGGGGAGAAACUGGACAUGGCGGGCUAAUUUUGGGAAUUUGAAAUCUAGCGGUGAUUGUUGAUGGAACUAGACGUUUGGACGAGGUCCUGACCGGUCCUGACAGACUUUCGCACGUCGCCUUUCCAGGUCUUUGGUAAUCCAAUUCACCACGCAUGUGAAGCGUGGUCUCGACCGGACCGUGUCAAACCGACGACGCCCUUGCGUUGGCCAUGAAGGUGGUCUUUCAACGUCCUUCCAUUUUCGGAGGAAAAAGGCCACUAAAAUCAUCAAAUUGACGGACUGUUUACCGACCGCCCGACAGCGCAAAUGAUGACAAAAGAGAACAAGCGCGUUUGCACAUCUCCAUUCCCUGUUAGAUCGAUUAGCUUAGUGCGUUGAAGAUACCGCUACUUUCCCGUCAGAGUGACCCUCGACGCCUCUUCAAGCGAGGGCUGCUGAGCUUAAUUACAGUUCG
Molecule: messenger RNA, 1538 nt
Organism: Verruconis gallopava
Lineage: Eukaryota; Fungi; Ascomycota; Dothideomycetes; Venturiales; Sympoventuriaceae
Exons: 1
Coding region: 97-1125 (342 amino acids)
Source: RefSeq, a predicted model, not a curated record